UUUAAGAAAAAUGUUACUAUAUUACACUUAUUAUUCAACAAACUCUUCAUCUUGCAUUUAAUACACUCAACAACUUCUUCAUACUCACCUCUCAUUUCUAAUCUAUCAAACUUUCCCAUCUUUUCUUGUCUUACCAACAUGUCAUAUACAUAAACUCAUCAAUAGGAGCAAAUUUUCUUAAUUUUCUCAUCUUUUGUUUUGUUUCUUAAUUUUUUUUCAUAAACUUCAACCAUGUCUUCUUCCAUUCAAAUGGCAUCUUUUAACAAAUUUGGUUACCAAAAGCUAAGACAUGAAGUUGGUUAUGAUCAUGAUGAAGUUGAGAGAGUGAUUCAAAGGCCAAAGAAUUUGUUAAGGUUUAGAAGAAUCCCUAUGAGGAGAAGGUUUAGGUUGAAAAUUCCAAGCUUGAGAAGACUUUGGAGGAAGAAAUCAAAAGUGGUGUCUUCAAUGAGAAUUUCUUGUGCUAAAGUGGUGAAAAGGUUCAAAGAUGGACAAGUUCAUUUUGGUGAUCUUUUUGCUGGAAAUUAUUUGUUCAUGCAAGUUAAUCCUUCAUCAUUUAAUUAUCUUGGAAAGGAGAUUACUAUUCCCAAAAUUGCUUAAUGUCUUGUUUAUUUUUGGUAUGCAAUUUAUGAAGAAAUAUUUUGGUUUUCUUGUCUCCUUGUAUUAUUAUAAAGCCUUGUUUAGCUAAAGCAAAAGGUUACCAAUUGUGCAAAAUGUUCUGUUUGGUGUAGCAAAAUUACUUUUUAAGGUUUUUUUUUUUAAGCUAAAAACAUGAAGCACAAGUAAAGGUAAAGUCGUUCUAACUAGCCUUGUAAAGAGAGUAUUCUUAGUACUCUUCAUCAUAAUCUAUUUUGAUAGAGCUA
This is a messenger RNA of Trifolium pratense (red clover), 860 nucleotides long. RefSeq lists its product as uncharacterized. The record is from RefSeq and is a predicted model, not a curated record. Lineage: Eukaryota; Viridiplantae; Streptophyta; Magnoliopsida; Fabales; Fabaceae. The transcript has a single exon. Bases 232 to 597 code for a protein of 121 amino acids.